CGUGUCAUGCAAAAGACCGUUUGCUCCUGAGGUUAUCAGAACUUGAGACACAGUGCUUGAGAACUCAAGUGCGCGGGCGGGGGUCAGCCAGCCAUGGCAGUCGCUGCAAUGAGCUACUGCAGGCCUUCCCCAUUUCUGGGCAAAUACCCACCUCAUUUUCACUUGGGAAAAUCGCAACCCCUGAAAGCUGGUCAGGCAUCGAGAAUUAGUGCACUAUUUUGGGGAGCCAGGAAAUCUGCAGAGCCACAAGAAAUAGAGAUAAGUCUUUCACUUGGGGAUUUCACUUUGACAGCUCCAGGUUCACAGAAAGAGGGAAUCUCAGGAGUGAAACCGAAAAAGAUAUCAGUUUCGGUCAUUUCAUCAAUCUCUGAGGUCUCAUCCACUGAGUGGGAUGCAUGCGCUCUCGAUGUUACAGGCCCUGAAAAAUUUAAUCCAUUUCUUACUCAUGCUUUUCUUUCAAGCUUGGAAGAGUCUGCAUCCGCCGUCAGGGAAACCGGAUGGACUCCACGCCAUGUCAUUGCUAAGGAUGAAAGUGAAAGUAUUGUAGGUGUUGUUCCACUCUAUCUUAAAAGUCAUUCCUAUGGUGAAUUUGUUUUUGAUCAUUCUUGGGCUGAUGCAUAUUAUAGUUUUGGGGGGAGGUAUUAUCCAAAAUUGCAGUCUUGUGUACCUUUUACUCCAGUAACUGGCCCCAGGAUUUUAAUUCGUAAUACGUCAUUCAAAGAUCAAGUUUUUGACAUCAUAGUAUCCGCUUUGAAGGAGCUGACUGCCAAGUACCGGCUCUCAUCACUGCACAUUACCUUCCCAUCUGAAACGGAGUGGAACAAACUGAGUGAAAGAGGUUUUCUUCAGAGAACUGGAAUGCAGUACCAUUGGAAAAACCACAACUACAAAAAUUUUGACGAGUUCUUGAUGGACAUGAAGCAAAGUAAAAGGAAAAAUAUCCGUCAAGAGCGCAAAAAGAUUGUGCAGCAGAAUUUGACUAUGAAACGGCUGCGGGGUAAUGAAAUAAAGGCUAGGCACUGGGAUUCGUUCUAUAACUUCUACCGGAACACCACUGAUAACAAGUGGGGUACUCCAUACCUGACCAGGGAGUUUUUUCACCAAAUGGGCGAAAAGAUGGGAGACCAGGUACUACUUGUUGUUGCUGAAGAAGGGGAUGAGCUAGUUGCUGGAGCUCUGAAUUUUAUAGGAGGAGAUACGUUAUUUGGACGCCUAUGGGGAAGUCAUCCAAGAGCUUACUAUCCAAGUUUGCAUUUUGAAGCAUGCUAUUACCAGGCAAUAGAAGCUGCAAUCGAACUUAAUCUAAACACAGUAGAGGCAGGAGCUCAGGGCGAACAUAAGAUUCAGAGAGGUUAUCUGCCUGUGACAACAUAUAGCUGUCAUUACCUGAUGGACGAAGGUUUCAGGAAGGCCAUAGAGAACUUUGUAGGGCGUGAAUCAACUCAGGUUGAGCUCGUCAUGAAACUAGUACAUGAUUCUGGUCCUUUCAAGGAAGGUAUACAAUAAUUUAUUGGCAGAAUGCCCUUCUAGACUACGAGUAGAAGCAGAUUGAUUUUUUGUAAAUUGUGGAUGUCAUAUUUUUUCCUUUUUGUAAAUUAAACCUGUGAAGUUUUACUUGAAAAGUAUGUACAUAAUUACAAUUACAUAGUAAACUUUAUAGCAGAAAAUUUCAUGUAUAA
Messenger RNA from Pyrus x bretschneideri (Chinese white pear), 1679 nucleotides. RefSeq lists its product as uncharacterized. Lineage: Eukaryota; Viridiplantae; Streptophyta; Magnoliopsida; Rosales; Rosaceae. The transcript is spliced from 12 exons. The coding region runs from base 94 to 1506 and encodes 470 amino acids. The record is from RefSeq and is a predicted model, not a curated record.